UUCCUUAAGUUUGUUUGAUGGCUACAGCAAUUAUUUCUCAAUCCCAAGAAUUCCAUCCAUCGCUCCACCUAUUAUUUUUAUUAUGACGUAGGUAGUUUUCUUAUUUUCGCAUUCCGUAUGAUUCAUCGUUGCCUACAAGACCAGGCGAGGAACAAGCCGGUUCAUUCGGUCUCGGAACAAUGAUCGUCCGCUUGAUGCUUGUGCUUCUUACCUUGGCCAUCCAAACGUGGUCAAUGGAUCGGUGUGCGUUGGUGAAUAAACUGAGGGAGGCCAAUCUGACGGUGAAAGGCUACACCGUGGAAGACUACACAUGUAUGGCGUACUACAUGAGUCGAUACGAUACAUCACUUCACGUGAGCCGCUCGGAGUACGGUGUCUUCCAGAUCAACAGCUACUGGUGGUGCUACGAUGGGGAGACCCCGGGACGCAAGAACUUGUGUGGAUUAGAUUGUACAAAAUUAUUGGACGCUGAUAUUGAAGACGAUAUUAAAUGCCUCGAACGGAUUGUGUCGGACCCCAAUGGAUUGUCAGCUUGGAGCGAUUGGGGAAAAAACUGUGAAGGAAAAGAUUUAAGUAAUUUUACAGCUGGAUGCUGAUGACCGAAUAUAACGCAAUGAUAUAUUAAAUAAUUAAAUAAAUAAUCUAACCGUACUAAGAGGAGCGGA
Spea bombifrons (plains spadefoot toad) is the source of this 665-nucleotide messenger RNA. Its product is annotated as sperm acrosome-associated protein 5-like. Bases 180 to 596 code for a protein of 138 amino acids. The record is from RefSeq and is a predicted model, not a curated record. Lineage: Eukaryota; Metazoa; Chordata; Amphibia; Anura; Pelobatidae. Gene Ontology annotation, molecular function: lysozyme activity. The transcript has 4 exons.